Molecule: messenger RNA, 6639 nt
Organism: Cutaneotrichosporon cavernicola
Lineage: Eukaryota; Fungi; Basidiomycota; Tremellomycetes; Trichosporonales; Trichosporonaceae
Gene: DCK1
Exons: 8
Coding region: 1-6639 (2212 amino acids)
Biological process (GO): small GTPase-mediated signal transduction
Cellular component (GO): plasma membrane; cytoplasm
Molecular function (GO): guanyl-nucleotide exchange factor activity; small GTPase binding
Source: RefSeq, a predicted model, not a curated record
AUGGCCCUGUUCAUCGCAGGCCCAAGCGCCAGCGCGGGUUCAUCACGAGCACGAUUGGGAUACUGGGAGCCACUCCCCCACAUAUACUCCGGCCUGGUCAUCCAUCCCUAUGCCCCUUCCCAGUCACCUCCGACCUCGCCAUCGGGUACCGUACGAUCACAUCGGCGCACUACUUCCUGGUCUGCUGCGUCGACCACUGCGCCCAACGACGUCUUCACCUCGCCCCGCGGUAACCCCCACGAGGUGUCCCUCGAUGUCGGCGAUGAGUUCUUUGCUUUUGAAGAGUACCGCGGCGACGAGAACGAGGGCACAUGGUACCGAGGAUAUGUCGUCCAGGGCGUGAGCCUACCCAUGCUCAUGCCAUCGAUGCAGACGCCAACUGCGUACCCUAAGGUCGAGCCGUCUGUCUUGAUUGGUAUCUUCCCCGCGUCAUGUGUCCACGUCCGGCCCAAUGCCGCCACCGAGAGCGACAUGCUCGCCGGUGCUUAUGAGCGUGCACGCGAGCUUGCGGAUGACCGAGCACGCGAUAUGCAGCUACAGAUGGACGCUGUGCGCGAGGAGGACGAGGACGAGCUUAACGGCGACAUCAACGACUCUGGCCCACCGUCACCUAUCCAGCCUAACGGCUCGUCUUCAAACCUGUUGCGGCGCAACCGGCGCCCAGCAUCGCUCAUACUCGCAGCGCCGAGAGAAAAAGAGCAGCCCCCAUUACCGACGCUGACGGCCGGUGAUUCGACCGUCGCAGGACAACAGUGGCCACUUGUUGACGAGAUUGCCUGUGCAAUCCGGGAGUGGUAUGCCCGUCUGCCCACCUACCUUGCGAACCGCGAGUACCGCCUGUUCAACGCCGUAGUGCAGCACAUCGACGCUCUGUUCCUUGGCCGCCGGCAGCUGCUGUCCCAGAUGCUGAGUGGUGACGAAUUAGUGCGCAUCAGGCGGGAAUGCGUGUCGCGCCUCGUCAAAUGCAACGUCGCACAAGGCCUCGAGGUGAUCGUCCGCAGCUUGGAGGACGGCAACGUCGUCGGCAUCGACAAAGACCGCUCCCUUACGAGCUCGGGAUGGAUGGGCGGCGUAAUGGCCUACAUCUACCAGGUACAGCUGGCAUACAUUGACCUCGUACCGCUGGAUGUGUUGUUUGGCAAGUCGACUGUACCGCGCCCAAGAGCCGUCAAGACGCCGAUCGCGUUCGCCCUGGAGGCACAAAAAGAGCAGGAGACGUCGUCGUCGCCAAGCGGGUACCACUGUCUGCUCGACUUCCGCGCAUUCAUCGCGAGCCCCUGUGCGCCAGGCGAGACGGCUGAGCUGUUCUUCUCGCUCUACAGCAAGACGCAGGGCCGAUUCUUGACGGAGGAAUUCUGCCUCAUCCUCAACCACAACGGCACGCCUGCGCGUGACGCGGACAGGCGCCUGGGUAAGUUGCGCACGCUCUUCGCGGACCUGCGCGCCGACGACGUGACGGCUGGUACUUAUCUCGUGUGUCGCAUUGUGCGCAAUGGCAGCAUGAAGAUGAGCACCGAGGCGACGUCCGUGACGCCCGAAAUCACCGAGCGGAAGUGGCACCAGAACAAGCGCAACAGCGUCGCGUUUAUCAACGACGCCAGCAAAUGGCGCAGUUCUAUAUCAAUCUCAGAUCACGCCACCGACGACUCGGGGUCCAUGGUGUCGGGAUACGAGCCGAAGAGAACGCGCACGAUCGACACCACGCAAUCGUACGGGACAGGACUCACCGGACGCACAUCUCUGCGACGCCCGCUGGGAUGCGCAGUGCUCGAGCUGCCUGCGAUGAGUCGGUUGACUGUCGAGGGCAAUGGCGACGACUACGCCAUGCCAAUCUAUGUGGCGCGCGACGAGGCCAACUUUGCUACCCUGCACUCGGACAUCAUCCUCAACAACGAACGGUCGUACGAGCGGUCACCGCGUGCGGAAAACAUGGCGUUCGGCCUCAAGCUCUUCCACGGACCCAUCGAUCAAGUUGUCCGCGAGCACCCAUCCCUCCUCCUCGAGACGCCGCAGACCCAGCGCCUUGGGUUCCCUGACGUCGUUGCCCCCGGCACAGUGCGCAACGACCUGUACAUCAAGUUGUGGACUGCGUCGUUCUCGACCAUGUUCCCUGCGGGUGGCACGUUACGCGUGCGCAAGACCGUCGCCCCAAUUCCAGCCAGCACGCAGGUCUCACUCGAGGUGCGGCGCGCAGACGGCUCGCUCGUCACCGACUCGCUCUUCAUGGGCGGCUCAGGCGAACCACCAAUGGCGCAGUACAACUCGAUCGUGUACUACCACAACGACCAGCCGACUUUUGGCGAGCUCGUCAAGAUCGCUCUUCCUCAAGGGUCGGGCGACUGUCACCUGUUCCUGUCGUUCCGGCGGCGAACUCGCGAACGCGAGAGCAACCCCGAGGCCGGAGAACGCCCAUUCGCUUUCGCUUACCUCCCCCUGUUCUCGCACAACGCGUCGAUCAAGGACGGCAAGCACGAGCUGAUCCUAUACCACAUGGAGAAAGCGUCGAUGCAGCCGACUCCGAACCUUUAUUUCGAGGCGCCCUCGACCGGCGAGCCGCGUCUUCCCCUGGAGACGUCCAAGUACGUUUCGGCUCUGCGCGACCGCAUCUCGCUGUGGACGUUCCUUUGCUCGACGAUCCACACCCAGGACGACACUUUACGUUCGCUGUUCGCAUGGCAAAGCGCCGACGCUGCGUCCCUCAUCCGCACAUUGCAAAUGUUUCAGUUCGUCGGUGAGGACGAGAUUGCCAAGUUCCUGCAACCUGUCCUCGAUGCGCUGUUUGCCAUCCUCGUUGGGCAUCUUGGCGAGAGGCGUGAGGAGGUCGAUGACCUCGUCUUCAAGGGCCUCAUCAAGGUGCUUGCCAUGCAGUCGGAUAGGCGCUUCCCGUCGUUUGGCCCGAUCAUUGCCGCGUACACGUCCAAGCACUUCGCGUUCCAGUCGUCUGCGCCGCACCUCUUGCGUGCAAUGAAGGCGGUCAUGGGCCGCCCUUCCUCACAAGAGUAUCGUUCCUUGUUAAAGGUCUGGCACAGCGUGUUCCGCUUCGUUAUACGCUCGCGCGAGCUGGACAGGUCCCGAGGCUCGUCGCUCGGGCCUACGGCUGCGCAGAUGGAAGCAGAUUUCAAGCGCCAGACCCGUGACAUCCUCGGCGACAUCAACGAAAUCAUGCUUUCUGACGACAAGGCGCUCAUCGGGUCCCAGACACUCGCCGUGCAGCACUAUGCCGAUGUCCUGCCGGAUUUGGCGCAGGUAUUCCCACCUGACGAGAUUGCGGAGAUGGUAAUCGUGUUCACAGACACCCUCACUCGGGCACAGGGCAGCCUCGCCAUCUACAAGCUGCUUCUGAUCCUGCAGAUUGUCAAGACACUGCUUGACUUUGAUGAGACGCGCGCGCAGCUCAUUCCCGCCAUCAUUCGCUGGAUAAAGCCGCACGUCGGCUUGUUCGAGGAGGAGCUGUACUCUGCUCGUGGCGAGACUCAGGCAGCCAAGGACAGCCGCCACCUGCGUUGGAUGGAGUGCAACCGACUCGCCGUCUCGGUCAUGGCAUGGACAGUCAACAAGCUGCAGGAGCUCCUCGACUCGCCCAUCAUCAAGUCGGACCCCUUACUCAAGUCGCAGGAGGAAGACAACAUCGAGUACUGCCUGACGAUUCUGCCAGGGCUGUUCGACUCAUACAAGGAGCUGGCAAGUGACAAGACAAUGGAACUGCUCAAGCGCCACCGCACGUCACCUACCAUCUGGAAGUCAACGCCGGACGUGUUCCCUGCCUCGCACCCCUUCGCUUUAGUCUCCGACUUGCCCCCGCCCGCGCUGCUUGGUCAUGGCGAUAGCAUUCCGCCCGCUGGCACGUUCGCUUGUGGCCUCGCCGAGGUCGCCGUCGUCAUCUUCACCAUGGUAAUCACGGCACCACGCGCCAACAUCGUUAGCUGGCUCGUCGAGAUGCUCGACAUGAACAACAUCGACGUGGUCAAGGAGACACUCUCGACUUCGUUUGACGUCCUGUCGUCGGUGAUCAAGUUUGAUGCGUUCCCUCGCCAGUGGCUCACACUUUCUGGUCUUGCCUUCACUGCGACUGUGCGCUAUCUCGAGGCCGUGAUCCAGUUCCUUGCGAGGGGCGACUUCAUCCCGCCGAUUGAGGAGAUGGACCGUUUUGAUGUGGAUCUCUGGACGCAGUUAAUUGAGCUCGUGUGCGACUUCUGUGCCAGCGACGAGCUCGCGCUUGAGGAGCAGGGUCUGCAGCACCGGCGCGCGGCGUGGAUAAUCGCGGGUGACCUUCGUGAUGACGGCGCGGCGCUCUUGCACAAGUUGUGGAACGCCAUUGGCUGGCAGCCCAUCAACGGUCGCGGCACACACAGCAGCUACGGCGGUUACCAGACGCGCCUCACUGGUCUAGCCGAGCGUAUCCUCACUCUCUGUCUCACGUCGCACGAAAAGUUGUGCGAAGCGGCCGUGGACAUCCUGUUCUCGAUGAUCUACGCCGAAUAUGUCCUUGCGGGCAAGUUCAACACGAUCCAGACCGAGAUCUUCCAGAAGCUCGAGACAUUAUUCACACAAAAGACCAUCACCGCCAGCGAGUCUGCCACACGUGCGUACUUCGUGUCGCGUCUGCGAUCUGUGUUCGAGGAGACGCCCGAGAUCGACUCCAACUUCCGUUCGCACGUGGGUUCGUUCCUUGACCAGGUCGAGUUAUUCAUCGACCUCCUCAUGGCCGUGCGCGACCUUCCGGAGACGCCGCAGUGGAAAGAGGAACGUGUAGCGGCCACUUACCGCCUCAUGGAGUUCUUCUCCAAGGUUGGCCGCGAUGACUUGUACAUCCGCUUCGUGCACCAUCUUGUGGCGAUCAACAUCCAGGCCGAGGACUGGUUUGGCGCCGCGCUUGCUCUCAAGCUUCACGCCAACCUGUACGAGUGGCGUGUUAACGGCCCACUCUUUGACCAGUUCCGUCAGGGCAAUAUCCGGCUGGCGGCGCAAACGCAGUUCGAGCGCAAGGAAGCACUGCUUUAUCACGUCCUCGACUACCUCGCGGAGGCCGAGGCGUAUGAGCAGGCCGUGGAGAUCUGCCAGGAGAUCGUACAGCAGCAUCGCCUCAAGACAUUUGACGUGCAGCACAUCUCCGAGCUGCUCCAGCACGAGGCCAAGCUGUGGGAACAGAUCGGCACAUCGACUCGCCCGAAACCUGAGUACUUCCGCGUCGCAUACUUUGGCAACUUCACCUCGCUCGACCUGGAUAAGGAGUUUAUCGUGCGGGGCGCACCGUGGCAGAGAUACGUCGACUUCUGCGAGGCGUUGCAGACCAAACACCCGGACGCGCAGGUCCACCGCUCCAAGAUACCGCCCUCGGAGAUGGUACGCUACGGCACCGAGUCUGUAAUCUGGGUCACCAGCGUCACGCCGUUGCCCGAUCUCAACAAGCCCGUGUUCCGCAAGGGCAUCAACCCGUCGGUACAGGCGUACUACAAGUCGAAUGCGGUCAACAAGUUCGAGACGCUGCGCCCGUACGUUGUCGACCCCGAGGAGACGGAGGCUGUCCUUCAAUGGAUCGAGAAGACGACGAUCACGACUGCAAACGACCUGCCCGCGCUCGAAAGCCGCGCCGAGGUCGUACACAUCCACCACGACCACAUCUCACCCGUCGAUUCGGCAAAUGUCAUUGUUAGCAAGGCCGACCGCGACCUACGCCGGCUCAUCAGCCAGCAGCCUGCAGAUGUUAAGCUCCUUGGCAACGCUCUCAACGGCGCUGUCGACUCGCGCGUCAACGGCGGUAUUACGCUGUACAAGAAGCACUUCCUCGACCCCGCGUACGCUGAAAAAUACCCCUCCGAGGCCAACAACACGCAGCGCCUGCGCCAGGCGAUACUCGACUAUGCGCGCACGAUUCAGCGCGGCCUCGUCAGCCUGCACUCUGUCAACAAAGAUAUUGCGUUCUACGAAGCUCUUAGACAACUCUACAACAAGGUUUAUGCCGACGAGAUACUUCUUCUCCCACCCCUACCAGAGGCCGACGACCUAGACGCGCUCUCCCCACGCCCGUCGACGCGGUCAAAAGAGCCGUCGCCGAUCAUCCUGCAAGAGGAGCGGGUCGCGUCGCCCGCAUCUGACGCCCCGUCACCCGAGUCAACGGACGCAUACGCCCUCCCGUCGCUCCGCGUCGGGCCGUCCCGUGGCCACACCCGCCUCGAGGGAUUUGGAGAGCACCGCCCAAGUUUGAGCAGCGUGAGCAUCGGUGGCAGUACCAGCAUCAGCAGCCACGCACGUGGCUCGAGCACGGCGAGCGCCGAGGCCCCCAAGGGUGGUAUCCUGCUCAACCCGACCAGCUUAGGGCGCGGCGCCUCGAUGAGACAGAAUGGGCACGCGCGGCCAAGCGAGGGCGAGCCUCUCACGGCGAAACAGUCAACGUUCCAGCGCUCCUUCAGUGCCGCCAGCAAUCACACGGAGAGGCGACCAAGUGAGGGCAAGGAGCGCAGCGACCAUGGCCCCCUGUGGACCAUGGCAGGUCCGCCACCAGCACCGUCCUCAGGCGCCGCAGGGACAAGCACACGAUCAAACACGGCCAACAGCACAUCGUCAGCGAUUACGGAGAGCUCGCGAGAGAGCCGGCCACAAGGCCUGCGGAGAUUCGGUUCCCUGCUCCGCGGCCGUUAA